Messenger RNA from Erigeron canadensis, 1897 nucleotides. RefSeq names its product O-fucosyltransferase 38-like. The coding region runs from base 101 to 1600 and encodes 499 amino acids. NCBI's taxonomy places the organism in Eukaryota, Viridiplantae, Streptophyta, Magnoliopsida, Asterales, Asteraceae. Gene Ontology annotation, cellular component: cytoplasm; nucleus. The record is from RefSeq and is a predicted model, not a curated record. The transcript has 11 exons.
CGGUCCUGUUGCUCCAUGUCUCCACCCGUAGAUCCAGUUUGAACAAAGCUCUUUUUGUUCGAACACCAGCAGAACUAACACACAAUAAAUAAUAACAAAAAUGUUAAGACGAGUAAAACAAUCAUCACCAUUCACAAUUAUUAUACGUUUAUUUAUAGGGUUGAUAUUGUUAAUUUUCAUAUUCAAUAUCUACAGUAGAGGUAUCUUAGAACACCAACAAAACCUCAAUCCCCAAUUCCCCUCAUUACACCCAUCUCGUUUUCAACCGUUGGCAGGUGAAAAACUACUUCAGGAAGCUCCUAAUAAUAAUAAUACUAAUAAUAAUAGUUUAUAUUCAUGUGUAAAACCUACUUCUAAAUAUAUACAGCAAGCUUUUAACGGUGGGGAUCGUUAUAUUACUGUAAGAAGCAACGGCGGUUUGAAUCAAAUGCGUACUGGUAUUGCUGAUAUGGUAGCGGUUGCGCGCAUAAUGAAUGCAACUCUUGUAAUUCCCGAGCUUGAUAAACGCUCAUUCUGGCAAGACAAAAGUAUAUUUUCAGAUAUCUUUGAUGAAGACUAUUUCAUUGAUAGCUUGAAACGGGAUGUGAGAAUCAUAAAGAAGCUUCCUCAGGAGUUGGUCUCAAUUCCUCGAGCAAGGAAGCACUUCACGUCAUGGGGCGGUUUAGGUUACUAUGAGGAGAUGACCAAAUUAUGGGAGGAUUAUCAGGUGAUUCAUGUCGCAAAAUCAGAUUCGCGACUAGCAAACAAUGAUCUACCACUUGAUAUCCAGAGAUUACGCUGUCGUGCUCUUUAUCAGGCUCUUCGAUUUUCGCCUUCUAUUGAAACCCUAGGAAAGAAGCUAGUUGAUCGGCUCAAAUCGCACGGUGGAAGGUAUAUAUCUCUUCAUCUGAGAUAUGAGAAAGAUAUGCUGGCUUUCUCUGGUUGUACAUAUGGCCUAUCUGAGGCAGAAUCUGAAGAGCUCAGAUUGCUAAGGGAGAACACAAAUCACUGGAAAAUAAAGAAAAUAAAUUCAACAGAGCAGAGAGUUGGCGGUUUAUGUCCAUUAACUCCUAAGGAGGUUGGAAUUUUUCUUCAGGCACUUGGUUAUCCUCCAUCAACAGCUGUAUACAUUGCUGCUGGGGAAAUUUAUGGUGGUAAAGUUCAUCUUUCCGAACUCACCUCUCGUUUCCCGAAUGUAUUAUUCAAGGAAAUGAUAGCAACUGAAGAAGAGCUGAGAAUAUACUCAAACCACGCAUCUCAAACUGCAGCACUUGAUUAUAUCAUCUCUUUAGAGAGUGAUGUAUUUAUACCUACACAUUCGGGUAACAUGGCAAGAGCCGUUGAAGGUCAUCGCAGAUUUCUAGGCCAUCGGAAGACUAUUAAUCCUGACAGGAAAGGCCUUGUGGAAUUAUUUGAUAAGUUGGAGAAUGGACAACUAAUGGAAGGACCAUCAAUGCAACAACUUGUUCAGCACUUGCAUGAGAAAAGGCAAGGAGCUCCAAGAAAAAGAGAGGGUGCACCAGAUGGAAUCAAAGGACGAGCACGGUUUAAGGCUGAAGAAUCGUUUUACCAAAAUCCAUAUCCUGAAUGCAUAUGCAGUUCUAAGCACAAACACGGAUAACAUUACUGCAAUCUCAGUAUGCAGUUCUCACUUGACACAUACUACACUGUAAAUGUGUGAUGAUAGAUAUGAGGUAAAGAGCAACAGUUCCUAGAAUUGAUACUUGGAUAGCAAUAGCAAGCAUUUGUAAUGGGGCAUUAAUAUUUUUGUAUUGUUUUUGCCAAUUUCAAUUCAUUAAGUAUGACUAGCAAAAAAACAAGAAAUACCCUCUUCCAUGGCAUGUUCUGUCUUUAUGUCAUGUUUUGUAACUGGCGCCUCUGCUACCUUAGAUUUUUAUUACAUUCUGGUAUUCCUUUA